UGUUGAAAUAGUGGGAAAGAAAGAAAUCAAAGUUUUGAAUUUCUUAUCUUUUGAAGCAGUUGUACAGAAUUUGAUGAAUUCCCAGUCUACUUGCCGCAACCAGAGACCCAAAGGGUUGAAGGUAAAGCCAGUCUUUCAGAUUGCAUUGCUUUUGGCUGUUUGCUUCUGGUUGCUAUACCAGAUGAAGUACUCACAUGACAAGGCCUAUAGUGGAAGUGCAGAGAACAAGGUUAGUGAAGAACACGGUUCUGAUAUUUUGGGGCGCAAAGGGAAUGCAGGGUGGUCAAAAGAUGGCGGUAUAUCUGGAUCAGAAGAUGUAAAUCUUGUGGAAGGAAGUACAAAGAAAGAAGAUGGAGGUGUUGGAGAUGAUACGUUAGGUGAAACUGCUGAAGAGAAUAAUGAAGCAGAAUCUAACAAAGUAGAUGAUCAUGCUCAUGGAAAGCUUGGGAGGCAUGAAGGGAAUGAAAUUGAAAGGGAAACAGAAAUGCAGUACAAAGUAUUGAACAUUACAGAUGAUAAUUCUGAUGUUGAAGACAAAGGAAAUGAUGACCCAGUGGGGCUCAACAAGAACUCUUUGCAAGAAGAAAAUUCCCAAGAGAGACAUGGAGAUACACAGGAAAUUAUCUCGGAUCACGACGGUGAGAAAGAUGUGAAGAAUAUUAGUCAUGAUGAAGUUGGAGAGGAAAAGGAGCAAAAUUCACAAGUUAAUCAUGAUAAGCAAGAAAAUGAAAAGGACCGAGAGAAAGAGCCACAGAGAUUGAAGGAGUUUAGUACUAACAAGGACAUUUCAGUACAACAUAGUCAAGGGAAGAGUGACACUCUUCAGGGCCCAGAUUCAGUGGUAGAUGGAGUCCAUGGAUUUAAUGAUGAGAAUGGUGUUCCUGUAGAUGGCAAUGAUCUCAUAGAAUCCGUAGUGACUGGAUCAAGUGAUGAUCAUGCAAUGGUUCUACAUCAGGAAAUGAAUUCAAGUUCAAACAAUCAAAGUGAAACGAAAGAAAACACUGUAAAUGAAGAAGUUGCAGCUAAAGAAGGAGCAAAUGGCUCUGAUUUUGAAGCCAAAAGCAAAAGCUCAGUAGAAGACUCAAAAAUCGACAUUAAACCAAAGGUGGAAACAAGUUCUGGAAUUGGUGUUCAUUCAAACACCUCAAGGAUCGAUAGCGUUUCAGAGACUACACAGGGAAGCAGUUCAGUUUCAGAUUCUUAAUAGUAAAACAAAGGGUCAUUAACAUUACAAGUUUUUUUCCACACGCCGAAGAAGUAAAAAGAAAAAAAAAAAGAAAGUGACUUGAGGCAGUAACAUUCCUUGCUGAAUGACAUUGUACAAUCUAAUUCCGAAUUGUUUUUGCAAGUUGUUGACCUACAAAAUGAGAAUGGGCCGUAGUUUUGUACAAUCUGGUCCCAUGAAUUAUUGAACUUACUUUUGAAAUUGUCCUGUAAGUCUUGGUUUUUUUUUUUGAAAGGUUUCUUACAAGGUCUCAA
Molecule: messenger RNA, 1479 nt
Organism: Prunus avium (sweet cherry)
Lineage: Eukaryota; Viridiplantae; Streptophyta; Magnoliopsida; Rosales; Rosaceae
Source: RefSeq, a predicted model, not a curated record